AUGGCAGAUUCAUUCCAAAUGGCCAACUAUAUCUCGUUAUGUGUGUGGCUACUCUCACUUGUUGUGUUAGCAAUGUCUCAUGAAACUUACAUAGUUCACAUGGACUUAUCCGCUAAGCCCACCGCAUUUUCAAGCCACCAUACCUGGUUCUCCGCCACACUCGACUCCCUCACCACCACCUCAACCCACGUAACUUCUUCUUCAUCCUCCAAACUUGUGUAUAGUUAUACGAAUGCAAUCAAUGGGUUCACAGCCAUUCUAUCGUCAUCUGAGCUUGAGCUUAUUAAAAACACACCAGGUUAUCUUUACUCUAUUAAAGACACAACAGUUGAGCUUGACACAACUCACUCCACUCAGUUCCUUGGACUGAAUUCAAAUUCGGGUGCAUGGCCGGUUGCAAACUACGGGAGAGAUGUUAUCAUCGGGCUCGUGGACAGCGGAAUUUGGCCAGAAAGCGAGAGUUUUAAUGACCAUGGAAUGAGUUCAGUUCCUUCUAGAUGGAAAGGGGAAUGUGAAGUUGGAUUCCAGUUUAAUUCUUCUUUAUGCAACAAGAAACUAAUUGGUGCGCGUUAUUUCAACAAAGGGCUUCUGUCAAACCGCCCCAACUUAACUCUGUCCAUGUACUCCGCUCGUGAUACAUUCGGACAUGGGACCCAUACGUCGUCGACGGCUGCUGGGGGUUACGUGAAACAUGCAUCGUGUUUUGGCUAUGGAACGGGUACAGCGACCGGUGUGGCACCACAUGCCCGUGUAGCUAUGUACAAAGCUCUUUGGGAUGAAGGUGUAUUCGUUUCGGACAUUCUUGCUGCGAUUGAUCAAGCAAUCAUUGACGGUGUAGAUGUGCUAUCGUUGUCAUUCGGUAAGGAUGGACUUCCCUUACACCAGGACCCUAUAGCCAUAGCCACAUUCGCAGGACUCGAGAAGGGUAUUUUUGUAUCUACAUCCGCUGGAAACAACGGACCGGAUUUAAGAACACUCCACAAUGGGACACCAUGGGUUCUCACAGUUGCAGCCAGUACAAUAGAUCGUGAAUUCACGGGUAUCUUAACUCUUGGCAAUGGAGAUUCGGUUACAGGUUUGUCUCUUUAUCCUGGAAAGUCAAGUUUGAGGCAACUCCCAAUUGACUUCGUUGGUGCUUGCCAGAACAAUUUCGAUUAUAAAAAGUUUGAUCGAAAGAUUGUGGUGUGUUUCGACAAUAACAAUACGUUUUUUCAACAAUUUUUUAAUGUCAAAAGGUUGAAUGUUUCGGGAGCUAUUUUCAUCACGAAUACCACUGGUCUCGAGCUCGUCAUGCAAAGUAAAUAUCCAGCCUUGUUCUUGGAUCUUGAAUCAGGAAAAACUGUCAUGAACUAUUUGCAAAAACUGAAGAAUGAGGAAGCGAAAGCGAGUAUAAAGUUCCAUGGGACACAUCUCGGGACUAAACCAGCACCAAGUGUGGCUAGCUAUAGUUCAAGAGGCCCGUCUUGUAGUUGUCCGGUUGUGUUAAAGCCCGAUAUCACAGCUCCUGGUUCACUAAUACUAGCAGCCUGGCCCGACAGCGUCUCACCUACCUUCAUCCAGAAUGAUUUUGGAACAGAAGAGAAACUGUAUAGUAAAUUUAAUAUUGUAUCAGGCACUUCUAUGUCAUGCCCUCAUGCCAGUGGAGUAGCAGCUUUACUUAAGGCUGCCCACCCCGACUGGAGCCCGUCCGCCAUCCGGUCAGCCAUGAUGACUACCUCGGACAUUUUAGACAAUACACAUAAACCAAUUCAAGAUAUUGGUGACUACAACAAACCAGCAACCCCUUUAGCCAUUGGUUCAGGCCAUGUUGCGCCCAACAAGGCCUUGAACCCUGGACUUGUAUACGAUGUUGACCCGCAAGAUUAUGUUAAUCUCCUUUGCGGGUUAAAUUAUACAAAGAUUCAAAUCCAAGCAAUCACAAGAUCAUCUAAUUUCAAUUGUUCCAACCCGUCCUUGGACCUAAACUACCCUUCGUUCAUUGCCUUUUUUAACGUGAACAACUCAUGUUCUGAUAAAGUUAUUCAUGAGUUUAAACGUACAGUGACAUAUGUUGGGGUAGGAAGAUCUAGAUUUACCGCGACACUGACAACAGUUGGUGGAUUAAAUGUAAGUGUUUCUCCGGUUAAACUGAGUUUCCGAUCAAUGAAUGAGAAGAAAAGCUAUAAGUUACUAAUAGAAGGGCCCUAUAAGUUGGAAGAUGAAGUAGUUUUUGGUUAUUUGAGUUGGAUCGACCGUAAGAUAAAGUUUGUAGUCAGAAGUCCAAUUGUUGCUACCAGCCUACCAAGCAUAGCAGAUACAUUCUAA
Molecule: messenger RNA, 2304 nt
Organism: Helianthus annuus (common sunflower)
Lineage: Eukaryota; Viridiplantae; Streptophyta; Magnoliopsida; Asterales; Asteraceae
Product: subtilisin-like protease SBT3
Exons: 2
Coding region: 1-2304 (767 amino acids)
Biological process (GO): proteolysis
Molecular function (GO): serine-type endopeptidase activity
Source: RefSeq, a predicted model, not a curated record